Messenger RNA from Protopolystoma xenopodis, 393 nucleotides. The record is from the annotation of a GenBank genome assembly. Lineage: Eukaryota; Metazoa; Platyhelminthes; Monogenea; Polystomatidea; Polystomatidae.
AUGGCAUCAUCUUUGCCCUACACUAACUUCCAACCAACUAGUCUCUUGUCUGCGCUUGCUGCCUCGCUCGAUACUCUCUUGUUGUUGGAGCUGCAUCUUCAAGUAAGUGAGCGUCUUCUUAAGGCCCAACGCGACAGCCGAAUCGACGGGAAUCCGGAGCAGCCGGUCAUCAUUGAUGCAGUCUCGGUAGAGCGCAACCACCUUCUUGUGCGCCUCUGUCUCAUGGGCGGACCCAACGAGCGCUAUCUGCCUCCAAGACUGCUCUGUGAGGUAAGUGAUUGGAGGAUAGUAACUGGUGGAGCUCAAAUAGAAUUAGUGAUCUCUGUGGCUUGCUUAGGGUCAUCUGCUUCUAUAGCUCCGAACGUUUUCCUCCCCUCUGGACUAUAUUGGUGA